AUGGAGGAUAUAUCCGACGCCUCUCAGUUGACUGAAUUUGCCAAUUUAACUGCAAAUAAACAGAUUUUCGGCUCAAGCCCUUCAGCGGACGGACUACUCCCCUCCAAAGUGACAAAAGCGACUCCCCACGAAGAUUCACCACGUCACGAUGAAGAAAGACAACUGAGCGACGAUGCUCAUCUGUGUAUUCAGGAUUGCGGGUACAAUUCCUCGGAAUCCUCAACGCAACACUCCACGAGCGACAUAGAUGGUCAGGACCCGGAUGAUGACGACUUAGCUCCAUUGGACUCGCGUGCAUCCAGUCGCUCUUCAAUCUCCUCAAUCCCUGAUUCGGUGUUAAUCCACCCUCCAAGCGAGCUGAAACCUGUGAUCGGCUGCGACGCAGAUGAGCGAAUCCGCCACCCCUGGAUCAAUCGAGAUAGCCUCGGUCAUGGCAGAAUGGAGGCACAGUUCAAGUCCAUACAAACAAUCAGGCAACGGGAGGCUGCUUUUCGGAAGCCCAGCUCUGUGCGUGCAAUGCAGAUGCACACUGAGGAUGAGGAUGAUGACGAGUUCCUGACUCCGCCCAAGCGGAGGGGCGGACCUCGGAUGUCGGAUAUCUCGAUUCGUUCGGCGGGCUCGUCUCCGCUUAAGAGAUCACCUUAUUACUCACCUACCGGGUCUGCGGGGAGACAGAAAGUCAAGAAGGAGUAUCCGCUUGUUCUGCUUCACUGCACCUUGCUCCCUCCUUCGCUCCCUGUGCCAGGUUUGAUUGGGUACCCGGACCAGAAGAUACUGAGAGAGGUACUGCCUCCGGAGUACUGGAAGCGAUGGAAGUUGCUGGAGGAGAAGGUUGGUUCCGGUGUGCUUCGUGACCGGGGUGUGCUCAUCUCUCACCCGGAGGAUAUGUAUGAUCUGCUUGAGGAACGAUUGUUGGAAAGUCUGGAACUACAGCGUCCACGGCUCCACCAUGGCCACUUUCUGGGGCAUGAGGAAACGGGUUCGGAGGAAGGGGAUCAGUCGGCCGCAGAGGAUAGUGCUACUGAUGGCGAACAAGGCGAAGAGUGCCCUGAUUGCGGGGGACGAUUCCCUAGACACGAUGCGAGUAGGAAGUGGGAGAUCAAGGUCUUCGCCGCAAACGGGCUGAUGAGAGCUGGUGCCUGGGCUGCGGCUUGGAAGGAGAUGGAAAAGGUGGAUGUGGAAGUCGGCCUUUGGCUCCCAUCUGAGAUCAGGCGGGAGCUGGAAAAGCGGCUUUUGGACAAUGAUCCUCCUCGCAGUAAUCUUAGGCUGCAAGUGCCGCAACUCAGGGAGCAGCCUACAACCAAUAUUGGCGCAGAGCUGUAUGGUCAACCGUCGCGUACGAAUACGCCUACCCUAUUGAUUGACGAACCAACUUUAUUUGUUCCUGAAAAAGCCUCCCGUCCCUCAUCUCCUGCCCCAGAAAUCACGACGCCAACGAAGGCUCCAGUCAUGCCAGCCUCAACCUAUUCUCCGAGAUCAGUUGAGGAAAUCGACCUGCAAACGCUGCUCAUCAACUACAUCCGGGUACUGGCUAGUGACCGGCGCAACGUGACAAUCGUGCUUUUGAGUGUGCUGGUGGUAUACCUUGCCCUUGGGGUCAAACCUCAAACUUCCUCUUCAGACCUUCGACCGUUCCCUAGGGAUAUGUUUGAAUCUAUGCCUGCGCUCUCAUCUACCGUUUCACCGGAACAGCAUACAACUCCAAGCUGGACAGAACAGCCGAGUUUCUCUACUGUACUCUCUUUAACUGCAGAAGCACCUGCCAUGACUGUUGAAACUUCCACCCUUCAAAAGCAAACUGUGAGGGAAGCGUCCAGCUCGAAGACUUCCCAGGCUAUUGCUUCAGCGGCUUCCGAGUCUGUUACUUUAUCGUCCUCCAGCACUGCUGCUCCCACCCCUCAGAUUGUUGCUUCAGCAUCUUCUAAAAGUGUUGUUGACCCGAAAAGUCCCGAUGCUAAUUCGCAGGGGAUAGAGACUUCUCCUGCAAGUCUAGAUCUGGUGAUUGAGCGAUCUGAAUUCACGAGUCCGGCGAUGAGGUUAGCAAAGGAUGAGAUAGAGACAAUUGCGUCGAAGGAUUUGGCGGCUGAGACUUCUGCGAUGACUACUGAUUGA
Molecule: messenger RNA, 2112 nt
Organism: Aspergillus thermomutatus
Lineage: Eukaryota; Fungi; Ascomycota; Eurotiomycetes; Eurotiales; Aspergillaceae
Exons: 1
Coding region: 1-2112 (703 amino acids)
Source: RefSeq, a predicted model, not a curated record